AUGGUGCUUGUGAAAAAUCCGUCGCCCCCUCAGAGCGAGAACACCCAACGGGAAAAUGCGAAGAAGGACAAGAAACGGGGCCGCGUGGCGUCGCGCGGCAAUAGUCCGUCGGAUGGGAUCGUGUCCAGAGGAAAUAGUCCAGGGAAACGCAGCUCCAGUCUCAAGAGGGUAGUCAAGAGCAGUUUGUUGCAGUCUCGGGGUAGCGAGACUGGUAGCAUCGAGAGGCUGGUGGACGGUGACAAGAGGGUGAUCGCCACGAAACACUUACUUCCAGAGAACAAUAUAAAUGUCGUCGUCAGGGUUCGUCCACUUAGCGGUAGGGAAGUCAAGGCGGGCGAUGACAUGGCGGUACAAUUUCCCGGAGACGGACAGAUAUACUGCGAAGGAACUCCAACGAUCGGGGACAAGAAGGGUAAAUUAUUUUCGUACAAUGUCGUCUUCGAGCCCACUGCCACGCAAGAGGACAUUCUGCAGUUCUCAGGUGUUAAGAAGCUCAUCGAAAUGGCGGUGGAGGGGUUCAACUGUACCGCGUUCUGCUACGGGCAGACUGGCAGCGGGAAAUCUCACACUCUCACGGGACCUCCGGGGAUGUUCGAAAGGAUGAAUUCUUACUCGGAGGACAAUGGCCUGGUCUUCCGGUCUUUCGUCUACCUGUUCAAGCUGCUGCAGGAACGGCGGGAGUGCAACUUUGUGUUGAGAGCCUCUUUUCUAGAGAUAUACAACGAGAAGGUAAUAGAUCUCUUGAAUCCCGGGACGUCGAGGAAACCGCUGAUGGUCCGAUGGAGCAAAAAAACCCGAGGCUUCUUCGUCGAGAAUCUUUUCACCGUCGAGUGUGAAGAGCUUGAUGACCUUCUCGCUGUUCUCGAAGAAGGGAUGAGAAACAGAUCUGUCGGCGCGCACAAUAUGAACGAUCACUCCAGCCGAAGUCACAGCAUUCUUACCGUUAAUAUCACGUCCGAGCAACAAAUGGACAACAGCGUGUUCAUCUCGAGACAGGGGAAAAUCAAUUUCGUCGAUUUGGCCGGCAGCGAGAUGACGAAGAAGACGCAGAGCGAGGGUAAAACCUUAGAAGAGGCGAACAACAUCAACAAGAGUCUGAUGGUUCUAGGCUACUGCAUAUCCUCUCUGAGCGAUGGGAAACGAAAGGGUGGUCACAUACCCUAUCGGGACAGCAAGCUGACCAAACUUCUCGCCGAUAGUUUAGCGGGAAACGGCGUGACGUUGAUGAUCGCAUGUGUCUCGCCAGCACGAUCGAACGGUAGUGAGACGUUAAACACGUUGAGGUACGCGGCGAGGGUGAAGAAAAUUCGAACCAAACCGAUCGUGGUGAUGGACCCUCGAGAAGCGUUGAUUUUAAGCUUGAAACGCGAGGUGGGAGCUCUUCAGACCGAAAACGAGCAUCUCAGGGCGGCUCUUCAUCUGAACGGCGACGAUCAGAAUGUGGUCCGAAGCGAGUCCAAAGCCGAGAGGAAAAUUCCGUUAACACCGCCGGUGGUAGAUCUGGACAAGCUGUCCGAAAUGGAACGACCGGAACUCAGCCAGCUGAUACACGCGUACAUCACCGAGAACGAGGCGCUUCGUCGCGAGAACGCCGAACUGUAUGCCACCAGGGAGCAAGUAAUACGGGACCAGGAGCUCGUAUGCAGGGAGAAUGAACGGCUACUGAAGAAAUUGGAAGAUGUGAACUCAGUGUGCUGUCGUUCGCCGAUCAUACCAGCAAGACCGACGUAUUCCGCGGAGAUGCUGAACGACACCACCAACGAGGAUGCACCGGGCGCGACCAAUGUCUGGACGAAUCCAAACGUGGAACCGAUGCCCCUUUCGAGCGAUAUGAUCAGGCGUGGACUGUACAGAUCAGCGAGCAACAUGCCGGAGAAAAUUCAAAAGGAACUGGACAAACGACGUAUCGUCGGUAGCUACAAUAACAUAGCCGAAGCAUACAAGGACAAGAGCCAGCAUCGACGUCACAAUUCCUGGGACAACGGAAACGGUGUAAUGAGAAUGAGUCCGGAUCAAACGAUGUCACCGAUACACGUUGAUCAGCAUAUGAAGACGAAGACGCGUCGCACCUCGACAGUACCCGAGGAAAGAAGACCGUCGGAGACCAACGAGCUUCUAGGUGAACCGGUCCAACCGACCGAUCAUUUCAACGAAUCCCCGGACUCGAUCCUCAGCGGUUCACUGGAGAUGGCGAACUCCGCCCCGGACACGGCGGAAUCGGAGGCGCCGACCGCGCCGUUUCCACCGGUAUCGCACACCUCAUCGCCGUUCGGGACUCCGGAACCUGAUGGGACGACCGCGAUUCGUUCGAUGCAUUUCCAGGGGAACGCCAAGGGAAAGGAGGAUGAAACCUCGGAAAGGGCAUUCGGUAGUCCUGUCCCUAUAGACGAAGACAAACCCCUUUGA
Dufourea novaeangliae is the source of this 2406-nucleotide messenger RNA. Its product is annotated as kinesin-like protein KIF12. Gene Ontology annotation, molecular function: ATP binding; microtubule motor activity; microtubule binding. The transcript is spliced from 15 exons. Bases 1 to 2406 code for a protein of 801 amino acids. Gene Ontology annotation, biological process: microtubule-based movement. The record is from RefSeq and is a predicted model, not a curated record. Lineage: Eukaryota; Metazoa; Arthropoda; Insecta; Hymenoptera; Halictidae.